This is a messenger RNA of Laccaria bicolor S238N-H82, 1630 nucleotides long. RefSeq lists its product as uncharacterized. Lineage: Eukaryota; Fungi; Basidiomycota; Agaricomycetes; Agaricales; Hydnangiaceae. The transcript is spliced from 11 exons. Gene Ontology annotation, molecular function: N,N-dimethylaniline monooxygenase activity; flavin adenine dinucleotide binding; NADP binding. The record is from RefSeq and is a predicted model, not a curated record. Bases 1 to 1617 code for a protein of 538 amino acids.
AUGCUCACCAUGAAGACUGAAGACUCUAAUCUUCCUCAUGUGGUAAUUGUCGGUGCGGGCCUAGGUGGCAUUGCCACCGCCGUGAAACUCAAAAGGCAACUGGGUUUCAAUAACUUCACGCCACCAACAACCUCGUCCGACUUGCCGCUUAGAUUUAUGAGAAAGCAAAUGCAGUCGGGGGUACCUGGAGAGACAAUACGUAUCCUGUAUGCUUAUUCUGCAAUUCUGUUGGGCACGUUGACUCCUAUCGACGCACAGGGUUGUGGCUCCGAUGUACCUGGUCAUUGGUAUAGUCUGUCGACAGACCUUAAUCCAAGGUGGCCGACGUUAUACGCUAGCCAACCCGAGCUUUGCGCCUACUGGGAAGAACUGUGGCAUAGACAUGACCUCGUGCGACAUACGCACCUGAACACUGCAGUGACGAAUGCCGAAUGGGAUACCAAUGCUCAGCAGUACAGGAUAACGCUGCGUAACACGAUCACGGGCAAGGUGUCGACAGUAGAGGCAGAAGUUAUGUUUUAUGCCAUAGGGGGAUUCCAGGGUCCUAUAUACCCCAAGGAUAUUGGAGGCUUGGACAGCUUUCGGGGAGACCUCUUUCAUUCCGCGCAAUGGAGGCAUGAUGUGGCUUUGAAAGGAAAACGUGUUGGCGUCAUUGGCAACGGAUGCUCUGCGGCCCAAUUUAUACCUGAAAUCUCCGCGGAUUCGUCUGUGAAGAUCGUCAAUUUUGUUCGAACACCGCAAUGGUAUAUAACUCGCGGGAAUUACAGGUACCCUCGAUUUGUCCAAAUGAUAUUCGCAUAUGUACCGUUCAUUGUGCGAUGGUACCGCAAUUGCCUUAUGGCGAGGGCGCUUACAGCCUACAUCAAGAAAAUGGCUCCUAAAGACCAGUUACGGAAUUUGAUACCGAGCUAUGCUCCUGGAUGCAAACGUAUCAUCGUGGAUCCAGGCUAUCUGAAAUCACUACAUCGGCCUAACGUCAGUCUUAACUGGGAUGGGAUCGAGACUGUAGUGCCGGAAGGAAUCAGGAUGAAGACCGGCGAGACUGUUCCGUUGGACGUGAUUAUUUUUGGAACAGGGUAUUCUACGGAGCCCGCUAGCUUAAAAGUUCGAGGGAGCACUGGCGGCACAAUACAUGAAUAUUUUGCAAGUCAGGGCGGACCAAAGGCCUAUGUCGGGACCUGCAUGCCUGGUUUCCCCAACCUUUUCACCCUGUUAGGACCAAAUGUUGCCACGGGGCAUGCUUCUGUCAUCUUCAGCCAAGAAGCGCAGCUUAUCAAGCCGAUCCUUGAUGGGCAAGCCAAGUCUUUUGAAAUAUCGUCAGAAGCGACAGAUGAGUACAACACGUGGUUACAGGAUCGCCUCUCGACUUCAGUCUGGACGGAUUGCACCUCGUACUACCAGGGAGCUGGUGGCAAAGUGAUCUCGACGUUCCCUGGCCCAGUGGCGUUGUUCUGGUGGUUAACGCGAUCGCCACGAUGGGAAUUAUUUCGUGGGGUUUGGGGGAAAGAAUGGGAGGAGCAGCUACGAAGGAACAAGUCAAAGAAGUGGGCUUGGAAGUGGGGAUUUAUUACGGUGUUGGCGUCGUUGGUAUUGAGUAUGGUGUUGCAGAAAUAUUAAUUUUUGGGCGGAG